CCGUACACAAAUACUUGGCUGAUGACGUGUACACUGCCCUACCGUUAGUAAGCUAGCUUAGCCGGCUGUCAGAAUAAGGGUCGCUAGAAAGAAAAUAAAAAAGGUAGCGAUACAAGAAAAAGGGUCUUCGUCACACAUGUAAAAUGGAGACGCUUUACCACCAAACAAAUAAGCAAAUCCAGGAGGUUCAGUGUCUGAUGGGAAACCUGGAGAAGACAGACCGUCAGUCAGUUCACUUGCUAGAGAAUGAACUCCAGAUCCGGACUGACCAGAUCCUCAAUCAGCUUGAGCGACUUGAGAUCCUGGUCAGCAAGGAACCACCGAAUCGCCGCCAGAACGCCAAAUUACGAGUCGACCAGCUGAAGUACGAUGUGCAGCACCUACGGACCGCCCUACAAAACUUCCAACAUCGACGCUAUACCAGAGAGGCGCAGGAAAGAGAGAGGGAGGAACUGCUGAGCCGCACUUUCACCACAAACGAUGCAGAUACAUCCAUCCCCAUUGACGAGACUCUGCAGUUUAACAGCAGUUUGCACAACGCACACAGAGGAAUGGAUGACCUGCUGGGCAGCGGCAGUGGCAUACUCAACGGCCUCAGAGAUCAGAGAUCUACACUCAAGGGAACCCAUAAGAAGAUGCUGGAUGUGGCCAACAUGCUGGGGCUUUCGAACACUGUGAUGAGGUUCAUAGAGCGGAGGGCCACACAAGAUAAGCUCAUCAUGAUUGGAGGCAUGCUGCUGACCUGCGUCUUCAUGUUCUUGGUGAUCAGAUAUCUGGGCUGAUCCGUUUCUGCAGCCCGUCAUCCCACAGGAUAUGAAAUUUUACAUUCAGUCAUUUUUAAUAAUGGUGCCAGAACCUCCAAAUGGGUUUCCACCAUUAUCUUAAGAAUUUUGCUAAAUGUUAAGGUUAAAAGAUCUCCUAAACUUCCAGUAUUUUGGGCGAUUAAAGCUCUUAGAGGAGAUCUGCAGAUUCACUGCCAAACACCCUUCCAUCAAAACCACUGUAGGAACUGUAAAUCUUUGCUUUUGUCUAAACAGUAAUUUUGUUAAAGUGCUUUCUUCUGCAUUUGUAUUGCAAAUGAAGAAGUCUUCAGAAUACAAUGUAUAAUUUUAGUUUCAAACUGUUUUUUUUUUUGUAGUCUUAAGAGUUUUUAGCACAUUCAAGAGUCCAGCAAAGGUGGAGCUGGACCUUAAACAGCAGCAUAAACAUGAAACAUCAUCUCCUAUAUGUAAAACUGAAACUUAUCGAAGGAUUUGUUUGUGCAGAUUAAAUGAAACAAUUAUCAGAAUAUAAAAUUCAGUUAAAUAAGUAAGCAGUCCUCAGAAUGAUGUGCUUUCUGUAUGGGUCUAGUCUCACUGUGUGAGUGAUUUAACCAACAGAAUAAACUGUUUCCUUUGUAAACCUUUA
Oryzias latipes (Japanese medaka) is the source of this 1407-nucleotide messenger RNA. RefSeq names its product golgi SNAP receptor complex member 2 (gene gosr2). Gene Ontology annotation, cellular component: Golgi apparatus; late endosome membrane; endoplasmic reticulum membrane. The record is from RefSeq and is a predicted model, not a curated record. Lineage: Eukaryota; Metazoa; Chordata; Actinopteri; Beloniformes; Adrianichthyidae. Gene Ontology annotation, molecular function: SNAP receptor activity; SNARE binding. Gene Ontology annotation, biological process: vesicle fusion; intra-Golgi vesicle-mediated transport.